Molecule: messenger RNA, 1539 nt
Organism: Paramecium tetraurelia
Lineage: Eukaryota; Ciliophora; Oligohymenophorea; Peniculida; Parameciidae
Exons: 7
Biological process (GO): endocytosis; signal transduction; peptidyl-serine phosphorylation
Cellular component (GO): cytoplasm; nucleus
Molecular function (GO): protein serine/threonine kinase activity; ATP binding
Source: RefSeq, a predicted model, not a curated record
AUGGCUGCAGCCUCCCAAAAUGUCUUCAACAAUUAAUAUGUGAUUCAGAAGAAGAUCUCUUCAGGUUCAUUUGGAGUUGUAUAUCAAGGGAUUGACUUAAGAACUUCGGAUCAAGUCGCAAUUAAAGUAGAAAAAUAGGAAAUUGAUGAUUUAUUUAGUUUGGAUAGAGAAAUUUAAAUACUAAAAAAUUUGCAUGGGACUCCACAAGUUCCAAAAUUGAAAUGGGCUGGAAAAGAAAAAGGACAUAAUGUGAUGGUAAUCCAAAUAUUAGGAAGAGAUUUAACACACUAUCUAAGAUAAAGGAAGCGCUUUAGUUUGGCAUGCGUUUUGGGCAUUGCUGAUUAGAUGUUGACUAUUCUUGAAGCCAUUCAUAGCAAGGGUGUCAUUCAUAGAGACAUAAAGCCUGAAAACAUAUUGGCUGGUAAGGAAAGAGAGCGGAAUCUUAUUUACCUUGUGGAUUAUGGCAUAGCGAAGUAAUUCAAAGAUAAAGAUGACAAACAUAUUGCUUUCAAGGAAAACAAGCCUUUUUUGGGAACAUCCAGAUAUGCCAGCAUAGCAGCUCACAAAGGCCAGGAAUUAUCAAGGAAGGAUGAUCUAGAAUCUUUGGGAUAUAUGCUAAUAUUUUUAUUAAAAGGAAGCUUGCCAUGGUAGAGCAUUAGUUAUAAGAAUGAGGAUGAGAAAGUAAAGAUGGUAGGGUUGUUGAAAAUGAGAAUUACAUCCCAAGAAUUAUGUUAAGAUAUUCCAACUGAAUUUAUGAGGUUUAUUGAUUUAGUCAAAAAAAUGAGUUAUCGCGAAAAACCAGAUUAUAGAUAUUUUUAAUAAUUGUUUAGAAGAGUCUCUAUAUAAUAACAGAUUGAGUGUCGAUUUGAUUGGUAUGAUGAAAAUAACUAUGAGAAAAAGUCAGGAUCUGCAUCACCCAAGAAGUAGCAGUCCAUUAAAAUUGUGGAUUAAUCCUAUUUGAUUCAAUAAAUCUAUACUCCAAAUAAAAAAAAGUUAAGUGAAGAAUACGAUGACUCUGGAUAAUCUAGGAGAGAAUCUAAUGGAAGACAAUCUUUAGUUAAUAAUAAUUCUAAUAAUCUACUUUUAUGCGAUAGUAGAAUGAAUCUUAAAAACAAAAGUCUUAGUUCAUACAAUGAAUCCAAUUUAUAAUAUAGUGAUGUAUAGCCUGAUUUGAGUUGUCUCAUCGCAUAUUAGAGGAAUCUAAGAUAUGGAUCAUUUCAUAAUGAAGCUGAAAUUCCCAAACAACCUGAUAGAAGUACUUCAGCUUAAGAGAAGAUGAAAGUUAAGCACAAAUUAAGUUUGGAUGUCAAACCAAAUUGCUACAAAUCCAUAGUUGAAUGCUAGUUAGGAUUAGUGAACAUUCCCUCAAUUAUGGAUUUUACAGUAAAUAGUCAAAAUUAAAUGAAUGAGGACGAGAGUCCCUGUCUUGAUGACAAAUUUAGUAUACUAAAAAUAGGCUCAAUCGAUAAUAAAUUCAAAAAUCCAAUACAACUCUUCAGAAUUAAUAACAAAGAGAAAUCAAGAGUUAAAAAUAAUUGA